Messenger RNA from Zea mays, 800 nucleotides. RefSeq names its product guanine nucleotide exchange factor SPIKE 1-like. Gene Ontology annotation, molecular function: guanyl-nucleotide exchange factor activity. The transcript has 3 exons. Gene Ontology annotation, biological process: small GTPase-mediated signal transduction; positive regulation of GTPase activity. Lineage: Eukaryota; Viridiplantae; Streptophyta; Magnoliopsida; Poales; Poaceae. The record is from RefSeq and is a predicted model, not a curated record. Bases 46 to 768 code for a protein of 240 amino acids.
UUAGCUGAGAAAGAGAAGCAAAAGUUGCAAGUAUGGUCUCGAAUUAUGCCUUGUAAAGAGUCAUUUGCAUGGGCCAUGAUUCCUCUGUUUGAAGGUAACCAUGCGGGUGGUCUUAGUGAUGCUGCUUAUCCUAGCAGUCCUUUAGCAACAAGUUUACUAGGAUCAACUUCUCAAGAUAGUAUUGUGGACCCUAUUUUAAAGCUUACUUUAGAUGGAAAAGUGAACCAUUACUCGAGUGGAAGCUCAGUUAUUGUAGAGAUAUCAAACCUAAACAAAGUGAAGGAAAGCUAUAUAGUGGACUCCCUCCAAGAUCCAAAACGGAAAGUACAUAAACCAGUGAAAGGUGUAUUGAGAUUAGAAGUGGAAAAACUUCAUGGUGGCCACAAUGAUGUGGAUAACACUUCUGAAGGCGGAAGCAUGGCCAAUGAUUUGAAUGAUGCUGGUGACAUCAAUAAUGGCAGAAGCAACAGAAGUAGCUUUGAUGGGAUUCACAGUUUUGUGAAUUCUAUUGCCAUUGCCCAGAAAGAUGCUCAUCAUAAUGGAAUCAUUUCUAAUGCUGAGAAUGGUGACAAUUUUGAAGCUUUUGACUUUCGGAUGCUGACCCGAAGUGAGCCGUUUUCACAACUUUUUCAUUGCCUCUAUGUGUACCAGUUGACUGUUAGCUUGAGCCGCAAAAGAAACCUGUUUGUUAGAGUGGAACUGAGAAAGGACGAUUCUGACAUCCGAAAGCCUCCAUUAGAGGUUUGCCUACUGAAUUAUUUGUCCUGAUGUUGAAUGUUGUUGUCUAUUCAAACAUCCUU